Messenger RNA from Varanus komodoensis (Komodo dragon), 5600 nucleotides. RefSeq names its product Rho GTPase activating protein 30 (gene ARHGAP30). Gene Ontology annotation, molecular function: GTPase activator activity. NCBI's taxonomy places the organism in Eukaryota, Metazoa, Chordata, Lepidosauria, Squamata, Varanidae. The record is from RefSeq and is a predicted model, not a curated record. Bases 374 to 4390 code for a protein of 1338 amino acids. Gene Ontology annotation, biological process: small GTPase-mediated signal transduction. The transcript is spliced from 12 exons.
GGUAACGAUUCUCUCCCCCAGCAUCAAGCCCUGGGGCCUUGGCAGGGUUUUUGCCUCCCCACUUGCAUGUUUCACGUCAUCAGCUCCGGUCAAGAAACUCUUCACGCUGAACCUGUUGGACAGCCACCUCAGUUUUUAUGAAACCCUUGGGCCUGAGCAGUUGGACGCCAUGAACCCCAGCCCUGGAUUUCAGGAAGCGGAUCUCCCUGGCGGCGAGCCUGCGAGUGGAGCCUGCUGAAGGGGCCGGCAUCGGAGCCGCCGCUGCGGACAGGGCCUGCCCUGGGUCCAAUGACCCCAAGCGGCCUUGGGGGCAGAAACAGACGAGGAGGCUUCCGUGCGGACGGGUGGGGCACGCGGCCCGAGACUGGCACCCAUGUCGCUCGCCAUGAAGGCUCGGCAGAAGGUGAAACGGAAGGCAGCCGCCAAGGACCGGGUCUUUGGGUGUGACCUGGUCGAGCAUCUGCAGUUAUCAGGCCAGGACGUUCCACAGGUCCUGAAGAGCUGCACUGAGUUUGUGGAACAUCACGGCAUUGUGGAUGGGAUCUACCGGCUGUCCGGCAUCUCCUCAAAUAUCCAGAAAUUAAGGCUGGAGUUCGACGCCGAGCGCAGCCCGGACCUCAAUAAGGACGUGUAUCUUCAGGACAUCCACUGCGUGAGCUCCCUCUGCAAGGCCUACUUCAGGGAGCUGCCCAACCCGCUCCUCACCUACCAGCUGUACGACAAGUUCGCCGAUGCCGUGGCGAUCCAGAUGGAAGAGGGCCGGCUGGAGAAGAUCAAAGAGGUGCUGAAGGAGCUCCCAUCGCCUCAUUACAGGACCUUGGAGUUCUUGAUGAAGCACCUGGUUCACAUGGCAUCUCACAGUGCGCAGACCAACAUGCAUGUGCGAAACCUGGCCAUCGUCUGGGCUCCCAACCUGCUCAGGUCCAAGGACAUCGAGCUGUCCGGCUUCAACGGCACAGCCGCCUUCAUGGAGGUCCGCAUCCAGUCCAUCGUGGUGGAAUUUAUCCUCACCCACGUGGAACAGAUAUUUAGGAACGCUCCCCUCCGUGUCGGCAGCCGCGAAUCUCUCAGGAGGUCCCUCCUGCUUGUGGGGCCAUCAGUCACUUACCCCGAAGAGAAGUACAGCUUCUCCUACAACGUUCCCGCUGUGCUGAACCAGGGGGACGGACCGCCGCAGAUACGCCCGUACCACACCAUCAUUGAGCUCGCCGACAGCAAACGGAAAGGCUCCAUCAAGGCCAAGAAAUGGAAGUCCAUCUUCAACCUGGGCCGAUCCAGCAAUGACUCCAGGCGCAAGUCACACAAGCCGGAGGACAAAGACGACAAAGAGGGCAAGACGCGGCUGCGGCCAGCCAAGAGCAUGGACUCCCUCAGCUCCCUGCCGUGCGCCAGCGACGACCACACCCUGCUCGGCAGGAAGAAGUCCCAGAAGCAACUUACUCUGGACCGUGAGGGUUUUGACGGCCCCGUUUCGCUCGACAGCAGUUUCCUGGAGUCAGAUGAGUAUCCAGACAAGGCCAAGGUGGAGGACGUGCACGGCGAAUCCGAGGGCGAGGCCACUGCCAAGUCGGAGCCCACCACCCCCAAAGUCAGCCGGUCGAGCCUUGUUGGGGUGGCCCCCCAGGGCCGCUCCCCCAAGGCCACGCAUAACAGGGCAGAGAAGUGCGCUGGGGUCCACAUCUCGGGGCCUUUCUCCGUCACGGUCCCAUUCCACAUCACCUCCAACCUCAGCUUGUCCCGCCUGACCCGGGGACAGGAAUGCCCGGCCCUGAGCCACUUCAGCGGGGAGAAGGAGGCCCCCGAGACCGCGGGGGCCACCGACAAGCCGUCUUCUGAGCAGAAGGAAGCUGAGAUGAGGCCGGUGCCCGCAGCCGCCCUGGAUAAGGAAGGGCUUGCAAAAGAAGAUCCCGCCGCAGAGGAGGAGACCCGGAUUUCGCUGGAGGUCCAACACACCUUCUCCUUCUUGGAUUGCCAAGAUGCCUGGCUGGGUGACAGCCUGGAUGAGAAUCAGCCCUGCAAGGGCUCCGAUGUGGGGCCCGAGUCGGUGGACUGCAGCGUCGGCUCUUUGUCGCUCAUGGAUGAUGACAUGGGCAGCGGGUUCAUGAAUGAACUGAUAGGAGACGGGAUGCAGCUGGAGAUGUUUUCCAGAGUUCAGCAGCUGGAUUACUUGUCCAUCGAAGACUGCAUGAACGAGCACUCGGAGGAGGACGACGACCAGUACUACCUGGCCAUGGGGUUCACAGAGGAGGAGGACACGCCCAAGGAGGCCGACCACGAAGAGGUCUACCUGACCGCUUUUGACGACCUCAGCCCCUUAGCCACGGAAUUCCAGGAGCUCCUGCAGCCCGAUGAGGCUCAGGCCCCACAGUUCCCUCCGCCAGGGAAUGUGGUGGAAGAGCAGCCCUUCAGUCUGGCUGGAUGGGCGUUACCUGCACACCCAACUGGCUCCCAUUCCGGGGAAGCUGGAGUGCAGGCUCAGCCUAGUAGCCCUCCAGGCCACGACGUGGGGUUCGUCGACUCGCACACGGAUCCAGAGCUAGCCAGCCCAUCCACAGAGGAGUUGGGCGUGUCACCACAUCCCGGAAGCGCUUCCACUGAGCUGGAGAUGCAUGCGAAGGGUGAAGCUGAGCCCGCCACAGGACAGCCUUGCUUGGUGCAGGGAGAGGGUGUAGACGCCACCCAUGGAAGGGAUGUGCCUGAGCGGGCGGAGUGCUUGGGGCAAACGGCUUGCCCUGCAGGAGUCUCAGAAUCAGCCCACCAAAGAUCCCUGUCUCUGGAGCAUGAAGAACGAUCCAGCUUUGACCACGAGCCGCAACUACACGCUCCAAAUGCUUCUGACGUUGAGCAGGCUGGGUGGUCCCCUUGGGCCCCCAGUGCAGAGGCCGAUGGGCCGCCCCAGGAGGGGGCUGGGAUGUCCAGCCAGCACAUGGGCUGUGCGCUUCCCUUUCAAGAGGCAGAGCAGCUGCACAGGGGAGGGGUGGCCCUUCUUCCCCAGACAGAAGACGGGCCUUCAGCCCUGGAAGGUCCUGCCCUGCCAGGCGCUCUGCCUUCCUCCUUGCUGGGCAGCAGUUCUGAAACCGACCAAUCUGAGAAAGCGUUGCCCCCAGUGUCGCCUGCCCCGCAUCCUGAGCAAGCAGCUUCCUCUGGGGCAGCCCCACCAGAUGCCCCUUCGCCUGACAGCUGCAUUGACCCCAUCUCAAUGGCUGCUGCUUCUCCAGACAGCCGUCCAGAAAGUCUGCUGCAGAAACCUCGGCAUGCACCGCCCACGGACCAGAGAGACGCCCUCAGGCACGGCCUCUGCGAUGGAAGCGUCCACAUGAGACUCACCUCCAGCUCCAUCAAAGUCCAGCAUGUGAAAUCCUUCCCGGUGGUGCCUCCAAAGCCUCAGUUUGCGAAGAUUCCUCCUGCCUUAACACCGAGAGCCCCAGCCAGGGAAGCCUCCACGCCAGGGGCCAGUCCACCGCCAGCUCAGGACUGCAGGAAGAAGACGGAGAACGGGCUUGACAAAGGCUCUCUGCACAAGCCCCUUCGCCCCGUCAGCCUGGACGCCCCCUGGGGCCCUGCAAGUGUCAGUGCAAGCACGGAUCCCCUCCUGGCUGCUCCAGAGCCAUGGGCCCCUUCCAGGAACUGCUGCGGGGAUGGCGGGGCCCUUCUGAAGCAGCGCAAUUCCAUGCCCGUGAGCCUGGAGCACUACGGCCCGGACUGUGAGAGCGGCAGGGAUGCGGCCCAGAGCCCCCACAUCUCCCUGUUGGAUGGGUGCAGCUUUUGGCCCCAGGGCGGUCCGCGUGGCAGGGAUGGGCACCUUCCGGUGAAGUUCUCCCUCCCGGAGAGGAGCUCCAACAUGCACUCCGCGGGCCAGGACGGCAGAGGCGAGCCCUCCACGCCGCAACUCCCGCCGGCUGCUCUGCCGGAGAAGGGCGUCGGCGAGGCUGGCGGGGCCGCCCCGCAGAAGCAGCGGUGGGUCAGCUGGCGCAACGGGGGCAGCAUGUCGUUCGACGAGGCGGUCGCCCUCGCCAAGGAGAGGCACGUGGCGCAGGCCCCCGUGAGGAGGAUGCAGACCUACUGCUACGGAGACUCGGAGGCCCUGCCGGGCCCGCCCGGGACCGAGAGGCCUCCCGCUCAGCCGAAGCCCGCCCUGCGGCUCCUGGGACAGCGGCCCCUGAGACCCCUGAGCUGCCUGGCCGUGGCAGAGGGGCCCGCUUCAGGGAAGCCGCUUGCGGCCCAGGCGCCGGCCGAGACCUCCCCAGACGGCCGGCGGCCCCCGAGCCAGGAAGAGCCCUCCAUCCCCGCAGACCCCCAGCCGAGGAGCAGGACGGGCUUGUCGAGGGUCGGCCGGUGCCCGGCCAUGACGGAGGAGUCCUCUCACAGCUCGCCCCAGGAAAGGCGGUGACUCUCUUCGGCAGGCGAGCCCGAAGGUGGCGCUGUUUCUCCUGCUGCGCCAGCGCUGGGGGCGUCCCGCUUCCCGCCUCGGCCCUGCAGGAGCCCGUGGGCCGCAGCCGCAGGGGGCGCCUCCCCAGGCUGCGUUCCACAAGCACAUGGAAGGGAGCCGUGGAUGGGAAGGGGGGCGAUGUCCCCGGAAGAAUCAGCUGCUUAGGAGGAGCGCCAAACGGCAUCCAGCAAGUUGGAACGCAGGAAGUCUCAAGUGUCCUGCUCAUCGAAAUGACCAACUGGAGGCAAGCUGCUUUAAAUUGAACUCCCCACUUUGAAAUGCAUGUAUUUCCUGUGGAAGCAAGCCCAGGGUCUGGUUUCUCUGGCAAUUAAAACGGAUUGCUUGGUGUGCAGCUAAGCAGACUUUUCGCAACGUAUGAAUGUGAUCCCAGAUCUUUGGCCCUGCUCUCCACACCACCGUUUGCUCUGAAGCUUAUAGUAACUCGGAAGCAACGAGUGGUUUAGCUCUUCGUUUAAGCAUGUGAAGUACUAGAUUAAUUAAGGUCACUCCCUCCAGACACUGAUCUGGAAGUAUCCCGCGAAGUCAGAAUGUCUCUGUACAUGCAACACACACAAGUGGAAAAGGAGACGAGAGGGAACGGAGCCACCGAAGAGCAAAGGGGCAUAUCCCAUUCCUUUAUUGUCCGGCCAGGUGAGCAGGACAGGGUUGACCGCCCCACAAGCUCCACCAGCUGGAGGAGCUGCACACAAAACGGACUCCCUCCUUCACUGUUUCUGGGUCUAGCAGAGGGAGGAUCCAAGUAGUAAUGAAAAAGGAGCCAGUCUUGACUGCCCCUACAGAUGGGCUCUGUCCAAGGCUUCCUGGUUUGUAGAUCCGUUCCCCAGAAAGAGUAUGUGUGGUUUUGCAUUUCAAUUCUGUGAUAUAUAAAACCCUGUGGAGUUGCUUGUUUAUAAAUUAAUGGGUCAACGUGAGCGCAGUACUUGAGAGUGUGCAGACAAUUCACAUUCGUUCUUACUUCUUUUCCCAGUCAAAUGCAGUAUUGGCAAAUUGAUUUUGUCCAUUGUUUUCAUGGACAGUGUCCACUUUUCAUAUGCAUGGCGUUUUAACUACUCUCUGGGAAAACAAGCUCAACCAAUUCUACUGCUCCGGCACCACAAAAAUGUAACCAUUCAUUGACUGAAGUCUUAAUAAAUCAUCCUUUUAAAACUGC